This is a messenger RNA of Centropristis striata (black sea bass), 1362 nucleotides long. It is a transcript of the gene thtpa, whose product is annotated as thiamine triphosphatase. Gene Ontology annotation, molecular function: thiamine triphosphate phosphatase activity; magnesium ion binding. Gene Ontology annotation, biological process: thiamine metabolic process; thiamine diphosphate metabolic process; dephosphorylation. The coding region runs from base 270 to 992 and encodes 240 amino acids. The transcript is spliced from 4 exons. The record is from RefSeq and is a predicted model, not a curated record. Lineage: Eukaryota; Metazoa; Chordata; Actinopteri; Perciformes; Serranidae.
CGGUGACUUUUACUACUCUGGUCCAGUCUGCUGGAUGGUGACUUUAACUACUCUGGUCCAGUCUGCUGGAUGGUGACUUUAACUACUCUGGUCCAGUCUGCUAGACUAGUGACUGGUAGUUCAGGAGUCUGCAGCAGCAGCAGGCUGAAUGGUUCGGGCUUGUUUUUAAUGAGGAGCUACUGGUGUGUGCUGCUAUAAUACUUUAUAUAAUACUUUACAACAACUUAAAUACUGCAGGGCCACAAUGCUUCAUCAGCCCUGCUACAGGGAUGAGUGUGGAAGUGGAAAGAAAAUUUGUGUGCAACGCUGAAACUGUGAGAACACUGGAGGAGAUCGGGGCGGUGUGUGUUGGGCAGCACCAGUUCCAUGACCAGUACUUCGACACGCCCCAGUUCCACCUGACGCUGAGAGACACCUGGCUGCGUAAACGCAAAGGAUGCUGGGAGUUGAAGUGUCCGACAUCAGCCAGCGGGACAGAAGAGAAUAAAGCGGCUGCACUGUGCUCUCGCUACAAGGAGAUCACCAACCUGCCUGAGAUCCUGCUGAGAGUCAAGGAGGUCCUGAGAGUCAAGGAGGUCCUGAGAGUCAAGGAGGUCCUGAGAGUCAAGGAGGUCCUGAGAGACGUUGGUGAGGACGGAGAGACGGAGACCAGCCCUCAGGACCACCAGUCCUACCAGUCCCACCAGUCCUGGCUGGACCAGAUGAAUCUGGUGUGUUUUGCAGAGUUUACUACAGAGCGGCGGUCCUUCUCUCUGCAGGAGGAGGGGGUGCAGGUAGACCUGGACCAGGCUGACUUUGGCUACCAUGUGGGAGAAAUAGAGGUCCUGGUUCCAGAGGGAGGAGACGUCCAGUCCGCCUUGGAGAAGAUUGAGAGAACGGCUGGAAAGCUGGGUCUGACUGGAGAUCAGCGAGUUGAAGGGAAGAUGCACGUUUACCUUCAAAGAAAUCACCCAGAGCACUAUGCAAGGCUACUGAGUGCACAUGUUUUAUAAGGAAUAUUAUAUAUUACACACAGUCUGUAACGCUUACAGCUCAACGAUGAAGGCAUUUCUGUAAUACUGAGGCAUUAUUUAUUAUUUUAUUAGAAGUAAUUCAGAUGUCAAUUGUAACUGUAUUCACUCACUGUACAGACAUGAAUCUCUCGUGGCAUUUCCUAAAUUUGCGGUAUUAUAAUGUAUAAUGUAAUAUUAUAAACUAGAAAUGGCCACUUGACAUUUACACUUGCAGGCUGCUCUGCGUCCUGUCCACCACAUUAUUUAUACAGUUAUAUUUUCUCCUGGCUGUAAUAUGGAGCGUGUGAGAGGAAGUGUGAACACUGGAAAUAAACAAGGUGUCAUAGUGUUGAUGCACUAUUAAUAAUGA